Melozone crissalis (California towhee) is the source of this 4597-nucleotide messenger RNA. It is a transcript of the gene BLM, whose product is annotated as BLM RecQ like helicase. Gene Ontology annotation, cellular component: chromosome; cytoplasm; nucleus. NCBI's taxonomy places the organism in Eukaryota, Metazoa, Chordata, Aves, Passeriformes, Passerellidae. Gene Ontology annotation, molecular function: 3'-5' DNA helicase activity; hydrolase activity, acting on acid anhydrides, in phosphorus-containing anhydrides; ATP binding. Bases 784 to 4455 code for a protein of 1223 amino acids. Gene Ontology annotation, biological process: DNA replication; double-strand break repair via homologous recombination; telomere maintenance. The transcript is spliced from 19 exons. The record is from RefSeq and is a predicted model, not a curated record.
UGCUCGGUACCCCCAGCCUGGAAGCGGGGCAGCGUCCUGCCGGUGCAGGAGCAGCAGCUGCUCUUGUACUGCAGUUACAAGAUUAAUAGCAUUCCUGAAAUGAUCAAUAAUCUAUAGGGAUGCUAUGGAGAGAAAAACACUCAGCAAAUUCAUGCAGGAGAGACCUGAACAGACCUGCAUGAAAUAAACCAGAAAAAGUGAUUGCUCUCCAUUUUUAACAUAAGCAUAAACACAAAAGAACUCCAACUCUCAGUUAUGAUCACAAAAUUCCUGCCUGUUAUUAUUUUGGCAGCUCUGUCCCACCGAGUUGCUUUAUUUUAGAUUCCUUACCUCUUGUGUUUUGAAACUUUGGACCUUUAUUUGGGAAAUUAACGUGUUUAUGCCACUGAAAACAUCAAAGAAUGUUCUGGGAUGCUGCCCUUACACUGAGUGGUGAAAACAUUUGUGAACUGUAUUUCUGUUUUUAAUAUUUUCUUGUCUUUUCCUUUCUCUGUGAAAUUAAUUUCAAUAAGUUAAUGAUAUUGACCUCUCUUUGUAGGAUUUGUCUUUUAAGACACAAUGCAUGUACAUUUACCUUCCAGUUCCAGUACAGGGAUUGUGACAGCUAAUGAGUCUGCACUCUUUUAAGGCUAGGAUUUCAUAUAAUAGGAGCUUUUAAUAGAAACAGGUUUUUAUAUAAAUCGUUUUUAUAGCAAAGCAUUGCAGAAAAAUAGAUCUCUUCAGUGUUUCACUUCUGCCAGGGACAGCUGACUGUAGGUUUAUUCGUAUCACUUUUCCGCUUCAAUGAGGGUUUGUGGGGGUUUGUCUGUCUGUUUUACUGGGGAGACAAGGGAGCAGCAGGUUUUAUCCUCUGGGAGUCAGAAGCUGGAUCAAACGAGUGCUUUGGAAUCUGGCUGCUGUUCUCCCCUGUGUCUGUGGCAGGCUGGCUCAGUGUGCAGUGUUCCCCAGCAGUACCAAUGCCCUUCCCUUGCAGCUGAAGGGGGCCAGGAGCCACGGCGGGCUGGGAGCAGCUCCCCAGCGCUGGAUGAGGCCGCCUGGCCGUGGGCAGGUGCUGACAUCGAGGAGGAUGACCUGGACAUCGUCCCUCCCUCCCCGGAGGAGGAGGAGCUGCCGCCCUUCUCCCCCUCUGCACAGAGUGCCAGCAGCAUUUUCAGAGACUCUCCCACUGGAGGAAGGUGCACACCUGGCAGCUCCGAGGCCAGGCAGGAGAAAGUUCCCUCAGCACAUCCUGGUGAUGCCAAUGCAGGAGAUUCAGGUGAGGCCGUGCCGGUGGCCCCGCGGCUGCUGGCGGUCAUGGAGGCCAUCUGCGAGCUGGUGGAUGCCAUCCCCCUGCAGGAGCUGCAGGCCCUGCGCUGUGCCCGCGCCCUGCUGCAGCACCGGGACCUCAGGAGAAAACUGCUGGCUAGUUCUGUCAGUUUGAAACAGAAUGGCAUCAACACCAGUGUUCCUAGAAGCUGGAAGUCUCCCAUGGAGCAGAGCCCUCGUGUGUGUCCUGGUGCAGGCUCUGGCCCAAGCUGGAGCUUCAGUUCUGACAGAAACUCCCCCAAACCCACAAACCUCCCGUCGGUGCUUUCUGUUCAUUCCAGCGGCUCUUCUGCCAAAGCCAACCAAACCCUGGACAGCUCUUGUGCUCCAAGGCAGGGUGCCGAGGAGCCGCCGUGCCCGGGCCCUGCAGCGCUGCCUGGUGCCAGGGCAGGUGCCAGGGAGGGCGCUUUCCUCGGGCUGAGCCUGCGGUCCUGCGACAGCAGCUGGGACAGCAGUCCUGGGCCCAGGAGCGGGGUGCAGCCCCUGACCAGCACAGCCCUGAGGGGCCAGAGCACAGCCCCCGCCGCAGGGCACAGCCCGGGCACCGAUCUGGAGCUGGAUGCGUUUGACAUCGAUGACCUGGAGGAGGAGGACUGGGACAGCGCGGUGCCCGCGCCCGCCCCCGCGGUGCCACCCACGCCGCCGUGCCCGCCCCGCCCGCAGGGGCCUCCUGCCCAAUCCCUCCUGUCCAAGAUCAUGUCCCGGGCCGGAGGGUCGGCUGUGGGCUCCACUCCUGCCGCUCCAAAGCCAGCCCUCCCCGUGGCAACAAAGAACCAUCCAGAUCCAGUGGUUCAUAACCCUGCACUGGAGCGUUUCAGGGGCAUGAAAUUUCCCCAUUCUGCAGAAAUGAUGAAUAUAUUCCACAAGAAGUUUGGGUUGCACUGUUUCCGGACAAACCAGCUGGAGGCCAUCAAUGCUGCUCUGCUGGGGGAGGAUUGUUUCAUCCUCAUGCCCACAGGAGGUGGGAAGAGCCUGUGCUACCAGUUACCAGCCUGUGUCUCUGCCGGGGUCACCAUCGUUAUUUCUCCGCUCAGGUCGCUCAUCAUCGAUCAGGUUCAGAAGCUCAAGACUUUAGAUAUUGCUGCAACAUACCUGACUGGUGACAGAACAGAUGCUGAUGCCUCAAAAAUCUACAUGCAGUUGUCAAAGAAAGACCCUGUGAUAAAGCUGCUGUAUGUCACCCCUGAGAAGGUGUGUGCCAGCAGCCGCCUGAUGUCCGCCCUGGAGAACCUCUACGACAGGAAACUCCUGGCACGCUUUGUCAUUGACGAGGCCCACUGUGUCAGCCAGUGGGGCCACGACUUCCGCCAGGACUACAAGCGGCUGAACGCGCUGCGCAGGAAGUUCCGCUCCGUGCCCAUGAUGGCCCUGACCGCCACCGCCAACCCCCGCGUGCAGAAGGACAUCCUCAACCAGCUCGAGAUGCUCCAGCCACAAGUGUUUACAAUGAGCUUCAACAGGCAUAACUUGAAAUAUGAUGUGUUGCCCAAGAAGCCAAAGAAGGUGGCGAUGGACUGCUUGGAAUGGAUUAAAAAAUAUCACCCCCAUGACUCUGGAAUAAUCUAUUGCCUUUCCCGGCACGAGUGUGACACCACAGCAGCCAUCCUGCAGAAGGAGGGGCUGGCUGCCCUGGCCUACCACGCCGGCCUCACCGAUUCCAACAGGGAUCUGGUGCAGCAGAAGUGGGUUAAUCAGGAGGGAUGCCAGGUGAUAUGUGCAACAAUUGCCUUUGGAAUGGGCAUUGACAAGCCCGACGUGCGCUACGUUAUCCACGCGUCCCUUCCCAAAUCCAUCGAGGGCUACUACCAGGAGUCUGGCAGAGCUGGCAGGGAUGGAGAGAUGUCCCACUGCCUGCUCUUCUACAGCUACAGUGAUGUCACCAGGCUGAGAAGGCUCAUCCUGAUGGAGAAGGAUGGGAACAGCCACACGAGGCAGACCCACUUCAACAACCUGUACAGCAUGGUGCACUACUGCGAGAACGUGGUCGAGUGCCGCCGCGUGCAGCUGCUCGCCUACUUCGGGGAGACCAACUUCAACCCCACCUUCUGCAAAGAUCACCCAGAGGUGAUUUGUGACAACUGCAGUAGAAAAAAGGAUUAUAAAUCACGGAAUGUGACCGAGGAUGUGAAGAGCAUCGUGCGGUUUGUGCGCGAGCACUGCGCGCAGGCGGGGCGGAUCAACGGCAGCAGGAACCCAGGCUCUGGCAGGUACACCCUCAACAUGAUGGUGGACAUCUUCCUAGGUUCAACGAGUGCCAAGAUUCAGUCUGGGAUAUUUGGGAAGGGAGCUGCCUAUUCCAGGCACAAUGCUGAAAGGCUGUUCAGAAAACUGGUCCUGGACAAGAUCCUGGAUGAGGAUUUGUACAUCACAGCUAAUGACCAGGCAGUGGCAUAUGUCAUUCUGGGAGAGAGAGCUCAGGCUGUGCUGGAUGGGUCACUCCAGGUGGAGUUCCACGAGACAGAGAGUGCCAGUGCCAUCAGAAGGCAAAGGGCUUCCAUGGCAAAGAUGUCCCAGCGCGAAGAGAUGGUGAAACAGUGCCUCAGUGAACUUACAGACACCUGCAAAACCCUGGGCAAAGUCUUUGACGUGCAUUACUUCAAUAUCUUCAGUACUUCCACCCUAAAGAAAAUAGCAGAAACCUUGUCCUCAGACGUGGAGGUGUUGCUGCAGAUCGAUGGUGUCACAGAAGACAAACUGGAGAAGUACGGUGCAGAAAUAAUUAAAGUGAUGGAUAAGUACUCAGAAUGCUCCAUCCCAGAAGAUGCCGCCUGCCCGGGCGGGGACACGGCCACGGGGAGCACGGGCUCGCCGGGGAGCGAUGGGGAAGCAGAGGAUGCAGGCACAACCUCCAGCUAUUUUGGCAAUAACACAAACCAGAGGAGGAAGAGGAAGCGGGCGCCCACCUCCAGGGACUCCAAGAGGAAAAGGACGGGUGGUGGUGGCAGCCAGCAGUUCCACCCCAGAGGUGGCUACAGCAGGUACAGAAGGACCAAGAAGCUGCCGAGUUCGAAGGCUCCAGCCUCCUCCGGUGCCAGCUCCGGGUCCUGCAGCGUUGGUGGCACACAGGGAGCUGCUGGGAAGCUGGCCAUGAUGGCACUGCCCAAACCCAAAUCCAGGAGCUUCCUUCAGCCUUCGUAUUCCAUAUUUUAGCUGGGAAAUGCAAUUACAGGAUGAAUUUCCCGAAGAUGGAAUUACUGUUUAUUAAAUUUUUGUUUAGUUUGGUGCUGCUGAACCUUUUGGGACUUGUGUAUUUGUCGAGUACAAAAGCUCACAUUAAAUAAGUAUUUUUUAA